UCAUUCUCUUUGGGGCUAUAAAGACGUUGUGCCUUCAAGACACAGCAAAUUAACUCCAUUGGCGAAUUAUUGCAUUACAAGGCAUUGCUCCGCUCAUCGGUGCGCGACGUGCCAUUAGCUUCUUUUUUUUUUUUUUUUAUGGUGACAUUUGAUUAAAGUGAGCGGGUUUUUUGGUUGAGAUGAUGGAGUAUAUGGAGGAUAAGUUUGCGUUGAAAAGCCAAGCGAUGAAGGCCAGCGAUUACUACAUGGACCAAGUCAUGGAGAGCCUGGACAGCGCGCAGUACUUCACCAAGUCUUCCCCGAAAUGUGUGCAGGCCUUCGGGCUUCAGAGCGGCGAACAUCGCUCCUCGCCCUGCGGAGACCAAAACGGCAAUUACGGUGUGCCAAAAACAGACGAAGAUACUUUGCACUCGGACCUCGGGAGGUCGAUGGACAAUUGUUGCACUCUGCGGGCGUCUCCGGUGACAACCGGACAGGAGAAAACGGAUUUGGACGACAUGGGAGACAAGUGCGACAGCAACGUGUCCAGCAGCAAGAAGAGGAGACACCGGACGACCUUCACCAGCGCGCAGCUGGAGGAGCUGGAGAAAGUCUUUCAGAAAACUCACUAUCCAGAUGUUUAUGUGAGGGAACAGCUGGCCAUGAGGACAGAAUUAACAGAGGCCAGAGUGCAGGUGUGGUUUCAGAACAGAAGAGCAAAGUGGAGGAAAAGAGAGCGCUACGGGCAGAUCCAACAAGCCAAAACUCACUUUGCGGCGACCUACGAUUUAUCAGUGUUACCGAGGACCGACAGCUACACACAGAUUCCCAACAACCUGUGGCCUAGCCCGUCUCCCGGUGGCUCUAUGGUCUCCUCCUGCAUGCUGCCCCGAGGCUCCCCUCCCUGCGUCACUUCCUACUCGCACUCCCCUCGUUCGGCGGCCGGUGCCACCGACCACGGCUACGUUGGCUUCCCCAAUCAGCAGAACCAGUUUGGCCAUGUCUCCCUCAACAACUUCUUCAGUGCAGACUCCCUCCUCACGCCGGCCACCAAUGGUCACCAUGCCUUUGAGACCAAGCCGGAGUUCGAGAGGCGCUCGUCCAGCAUCGCCGUGCUGCGCAUGAAGGCCAAGGAGCACACAGCCAACAUCUCGUGGGCCAUGUGAUCAGAUCAUCUAUGUGCAUGUCUGGAAAAUCUGGAUAAUGUAUGGAAAUUUUUUUUUUUAGAAUUUCCAGUUUUUACAAAGAGUGGGAAUUGCCCAAAGAGUCUGAAAUCAUAUUCAAAACAAGCUGUUUGUCACUCACAUUACAGAUCCAACAACAUUUUCUGUCAUCUGCAACCUAGGUGUCACUUAUUUGUUGUUGUGAAUGAAAAUCAGCUCUGCAGUGAUAGGGCCAAUUUCACAAUCAUACUGCUCUUUCUUUUAGAUCUGCAUAAUAUGUAACUAUAUAUAUAUAAAUAUAAAAGCUUUAUAUGUAUAUAUGAGGCAAGAAAAUAGGGUCGAAUAAAGUAUGUAAAAUGUGUCAGGAUUUUCUCUCCAUAUUCUAAAAAGUCAAUAAGCUGAAACAAAAUUUAAAAGCCAUAGUGUUGUGUGACAGACAGUCAGCUGUGUGUCUGAUCUGAGGCGGAUCUACAGGAGGCACUAUCAUUAAAAUACCUAGAGAAGUGGUCAAAGACACUUUUCUGAAAGGUGGAGAUGGUCUAGACCUUCGUGGAGCUUAACAAAAGCAAUAAAUUCAUAUCAUUCAGACUUUCAGGGUAACGUGCAGUGCAUUGUUUUACUGUCCAGAAACUGUUGUCCUCUCUGGUCAGACCAGAUGGUUGAUGAACCCUCAUGAUCUUUGGAGGUGAGAGCUGUGAUGUGAAUAAGCUUUCUUUGUUGUUGUUUUUUAAUGGGUGUCAGGAAUUCCUCUGUGUUUACUGAGGUGAAGCAAGAAAAACUCCAGGCUCCAGUGGGAUUCGAUCCCAGUGUGGGUACUUGUGGAUCCAGAGGGAGGGGUCACAAACCACUACAGCAUUUCUAAGCACUGUGAAUAAGCUUUCUUUACUUACGCCCUUUCGUCUUCCUCCCUCGUUCCAGCUCAGGACUGAAGAUGAGCAGCGGAGACAAACUGACUUGACGUACUGAUGUGUCUGUGUGCUUUGCAGCAAAGCUCUAUAAUCUCUGUCGUCUGCCUCUGUUCUGUAUCACAGGUACACGACGCAGGCAGAUUUUAAAAUGUUUUGUGUUGUAAAUUUAUCUGGUGGAAGCAUAAUAAAUGAAUGUCACUUGAUUCAA
Messenger RNA from Dicentrarchus labrax (European seabass), 2258 nucleotides. It is a transcript of the gene alx1, whose product is annotated as ALX homeobox 1. Gene Ontology annotation, biological process: embryonic skeletal system morphogenesis; positive regulation of transcription by RNA polymerase II; negative regulation of DNA-templated transcription. The transcript is spliced from 4 exons. The record is from RefSeq and is a predicted model, not a curated record. NCBI's taxonomy places the organism in Eukaryota, Metazoa, Chordata, Actinopteri, Moronidae. Gene Ontology annotation, molecular function: RNA polymerase II transcription regulatory region sequence-specific DNA binding; DNA-binding transcription activator activity, RNA polymerase II-specific. Bases 180 to 1145 code for a protein of 321 amino acids.